This is a messenger RNA of Fusarium mangiferae, 420 nucleotides long. RefSeq lists its product as uncharacterized. NCBI's taxonomy places the organism in Eukaryota, Fungi, Ascomycota, Sordariomycetes, Hypocreales, Nectriaceae. The record is from RefSeq and is a predicted model, not a curated record. The transcript is spliced from 2 exons. Bases 1 to 420 code for a protein of 139 amino acids.
AUGGAGCUCACCACCAUCUGCCUUACCGCUCUUAUCAUAGGUUUCCUUCUGAUUGGAAACUCGCCAAUCCAAAUGCCACCAGAAGCCUGGGGCUAUACUCUUGCUACGGUAUUCUUUGCCGUUAUCGGAGGCGCGUCAUUCUUUGGUCAGAUCAUCCAUACGGCCUUUCCAGAGCUUCAGAAAACACAUGACACCCCCGGAGACUACUUUGAACAUCUAUCAAGGGUCUUUUAUUACGGCCGAGGCAAGUUCAGGUUCGGCAUCUGUUGUAACCAAGAGGGGCAUUGUAUACCUUGUAUUGAUCUUCAGAAUGAGGAAAAUGAGCAUAUUCAAGCCUUUCUGAGAGCGAGGCACCAUAGGCUUGACAUGAGAAUGAAAGAAGCUUCUGCGAAAAAAGAGGAGCGAGGAGUCAAUUAUUAG